Suillus discolor is the source of this 916-nucleotide messenger RNA. RefSeq names its product COX5A, subunit VA of cytochrome c oxidase. Lineage: Eukaryota; Fungi; Basidiomycota; Agaricomycetes; Boletales; Suillaceae. Bases 136 to 558 code for a protein of 140 amino acids. The record is from RefSeq and is a predicted model, not a curated record. Gene Ontology annotation, cellular component: mitochondrial inner membrane. Gene Ontology annotation, biological process: mitochondrial electron transport, cytochrome c to oxygen. The transcript is spliced from 3 exons.
UUUUGCAUUAGACGCUUCGGAGCUUUCCGGAUCACUGCUAACGACGUUGAAACCGAUUUACGUUUAUCUCCGCGCCUGAGACUUUUCUCUACUGUUGUUGUCGCCGGUCUGUCGUGCUCCUUCUUCACUGUCAUCAUGAGCCAGCGCAUGCUUUCCUCCGUCCUUCGCGCACGGCCUAAUGUCGUCCUUCGUCGUGCUGCGACCCCUGCCCUCACAAUACCACAACGUUUUUCAUCAUCAGAUUCGCAUAGCCAAGAAACGUUUGAGCAGUUCUCUGAGCGCUACGUCGCUUUCUUCCAAGGCGCACAGGACCUCUUCGAGGUACAACGUGGCCUCAACAACUGCUUUGCACACGACCUCGUUCCUUCACCAGGCGUUGUUGAGGCUGCCCUCCGUGCAGCACGCCGCGUAAAUGAUUAUGCAACCGCUGUCCGUGUCUUCGAGGGUAUCAGGGAAAAGGUUGAGAACAAGCAACAAUACCAGGCUUACUUGGACGAGUUGAAGCCGGUUAGAGAAGAACUUGGAAUUGACACAAAAGAGGACCUUUACGUCUCAUAAGCUCUACCCGAGCAGUACAGGUUCCAUUAGAUGCAGUGCCUCACAUAUUAUCGUCACUUAUAGUUUUUGCUAAUCCACAGUGCGCGGAUUUACACCCUGUUGUGGCCUAUAUUGAGCACUGUUUUACUCGCUGCGAUAUUGACCGUUGAGGCCAAUAAACUUUCAUUUAAGCAAGGUCUUCUCUGAAAGAAUUUUUUUUUGCGUGCACUUUUGUGAUUUUGUACGUGAGGAUUCACUACAGGCGUACUGGGGAGACCGAUUCAUGCGCAAAAGCAUGCAGACAUAUAAUCGCUGAAGCUGUUCAAUCCGAGGGUUCAGUUCCUAUUGAUCCCGCGGACAUAGUGGUUGUGGGUAUGGG